GACAAUUUCGCGAAGCUAAUUUGCUAUAAAUAGAUUGUGUACGUAACAACCCCUUAUUCUUAUCUAAAUAUUUAUACAAAAGUUAUAUUAUAAACUGGAUUACAAGGAAUUAUAAUGAUUAUUUUCUUGGGCAUUUUACUAUCCUUGGUUUCUAUUGGUGAAUGCACGAAGUGUUUCCAAUGUCAGAAUGUAGUUUAUCCACGUGAGUGCAAAAACUUGAAGCUAUGUAGCUCCGAUGAGAUCUGUUUUGUACAACAAGUUGUAACAGCCGAUGGGUUUAUUUUGUAUAAUUCAGGAUGCAAACCAAAGUCGAGUUGUCCAGUCGAUUCUGCGCCGCUGGUAGGAAGAUCAACAAGUGUUGUAGAACACCGCUCCACUAACAUGACAACGUGUGAGGAAUGUUGCUCUAGUGACUACUGUAACAGAAAUGGAUGUGGAUCAAACGAAAUACCUUUCUCCCAACGAGGACCGUAUUGCUUUACGUGUGACGUCCUAAAUCCCAAAACCGACUGCAAUGACGUUGACAUCUGUGCCGCUGACGAAAUGUGUGUGUUAUAUGCACCACCCGAGUUCAGUGGUCUUCCGGAAACAAUCUAUAGAGGUCGUUGUGAAACAAAAACGGGCUGUUAUACACUUGGCCAAACGUCAAACAAUGACAACUGUUUGACAAUGUGUUGUGACACGGAUUUCUGCAAUGAUAGGUGUCAAACUCCUACAAAUACCACUAUUGCUACAACGCCAGCCACAACUAGCCAAACGUCUGCGCCAUCUACAAAAGGUAUUCAUACUGAAAGAAUAACACAUAUAACCACAUUAGCAACUUCAACUCACGGGCAUUGCAAUACCAGUGACGGAUUCGAGUAUGUACACAAUGCGCAUGCGCAAAUGUGUGUCUAUUUUGUACAAAACCACAGUCACAAAACAUGGGAUUAUGCAAGACACAGAUGUCAAAUAAUAAACUCAGAACUUGUCGUCCUGGACACACACGCAAAAGCUGCUCUCAUCAGGAAAUACAUUAUAAGACAUACUCGACUCCACACUGAUAUGUAUUGGGUUGGUGCCAGAGACUUCAAUAAUCAUGACCAUUUCUCUUGGGUAAAUGGCAAUGCAGUACAUGUCAAUACAAAUGAUUGGGAUAACCAUCAGCCGGACACUACUGGACAUGGACAUGACAAAGACUGUGUGUGCAUACAUCGGGGUGAUGACCAUUCGUACACGUGGCAUAACAAGGAAUGCAAUGACAAGGGAUUUUUCAUUUGUGAACGAUAAUAAAUAUGUAUCAUAACUUAAUUAAAUACUUCAUGUUGUCUUAGUAAACCGUUUGUUUAUAUAAUAAUGUUUAUUGAAAAAGUGCAUUUACGAGAGUUGUUGUAAUAAGUCAGGGACAUCACCGAGAGUUAAUGCAAAAGGUGAUAAUGAAACUUAAUAACUUAACAUACAAUGUAGUAAUAACUUUUUAAGUCCUAUAAUUUUGCCAUUUUUUGGAUUUGAUAAGCUUCCUAUAUUUUUCAUCAUGUCUUAAACAAUUGAUUUUCAAUGUUAACCGAAUAAUGUUUCUACUUGUUCAGGUAAUUCCGAACUUCUGAAUUCCGGAAACUUCCAAAUUUCGAAAUUUUUGGCUUGUUCCAUAGGUGUUCGGUUUUCAGAAGUUACACUGUAUUCUAAUGAUCGCUAGCCGCAUUGGUUCA
Messenger RNA from Ruditapes philippinarum (Manila clam), 1688 nucleotides. RefSeq lists its product as uncharacterized. Bases 115 to 1269 code for a protein of 384 amino acids. NCBI's taxonomy places the organism in Eukaryota, Metazoa, Mollusca, Bivalvia, Venerida, Veneridae. The record is from RefSeq and is a predicted model, not a curated record. The transcript is spliced from 9 exons.